GGUCGCAGAAGCUGUCUGCUACCUUUCCCGCGGUUUCCGACAGUUGCGGCCUUUCGCGCGUAUUGCGUGUUUUCGUAAUAAUUUGCUCUUGAAAUGGUGUGGACGUAUCCAGCGCGGCGAAAAAUCACUACAGCAUUGCUGCUGCGUCGUCUACGACGGAGACGGAAGCGGACUAUGUACAUCCGAGAGAUAUUCGACAAGCGGCCUUACAUUGGGCAGUACCACAACCUCGUACAGGAGCUGCGGCAAGUGGAUCCAGAAUACCAUUUCAAGUAUUUCAGGAUGACCAAGGCAUCAUUCGACCGUUUGUUGGGCCUGGUGUACUACAGGCUGUUGCAUCCUCCGAAUCAUAGAAGACCCAUAUCUCCUGCGGAGAGACUAGCAGUCACAUUGAGAUUCCUGGCAACCAGCAGUUCCAUGCAGGACACCGCCAUCAAUUACUGUAUGCACGUUUCAACCGUGUCCAACAUAUUGAGCGAGACCCUUGCGGCAAUAUGGGACUGCCUCUCACCACUCGUGUUAAAACCACCAACAACAGCCGAGUGGGAGAAAAUCCGGCAAGUGUACAGCUCUAGGUGGAACUUUCCGAAUGUCAUUGGAAGUAUAGAUGGCAAACAUUUUGCUAUUCGGUGUCCGGACAAAAGCGGCUCUGACUUCUUUAAUUACAAAGGGUUCUAUUCUAGUGUACUGCUUGCAGUGGCUGAUGCAGAAUACCGCUUUAUCCUAGUUGAUGUUGGGGCGCAAGGGCGAGUAUCAGAUGGUGCGUGUUUCAAUGAAAGUGGUAUCAAGGAACACUUUGAACGUGGAACGCUUGGACUACCUUCAUCAGCCUGUCGGUGGCCUGUUUGUAUGUUUUCUGAAAUAAACUACUAG
Messenger RNA from Ornithodoros turicata, 873 nucleotides. RefSeq names its product putative nuclease HARBI1. NCBI's taxonomy places the organism in Eukaryota, Metazoa, Arthropoda, Arachnida, Ixodida, Argasidae. The transcript has 4 exons. The record is from RefSeq and is a predicted model, not a curated record. Bases 94 to 873 code for a protein of 259 amino acids.